Molecule: messenger RNA, 1254 nt
Organism: Lachnellula hyalina
Lineage: Eukaryota; Fungi; Ascomycota; Leotiomycetes; Helotiales; Lachnaceae
Gene: B12J7.040
Product: putative acetate kinase
Exons: 2
Coding region: 1-1254 (417 amino acids)
Biological process (GO): phosphorylation; acetate metabolic process
Molecular function (GO): acetate kinase activity
Source: RefSeq, a predicted model, not a curated record
AUGUCCAAAAUAAUACUCUCCAUCAACGCAGGCUCCUCCUCUGUCAAAAUAUCCGUCUACUCAGCCACCCAGGGCGAACCCCCCAAAGAACUCGCAGAGACGCAGAUCGACGGUCUAACCUCCCCUCCCGCGCAAUUGAAAUACAGGCGCAACGGCCAAAUCAUCUACAAAGACAAGAGCAUUGACGAUGCCAAAAUCCAUUCCCAAAACGACGCCUUCACAUACAUGCUCGACGAGCUCAUCAACGACAAGGACUUUGACGCUAUCACAAAAAAAGAAGAUAUAAGCAUCGCCUGCCACCGCGUUGUCCACGGCGGCGAUUACGACUCUCCCAAGAUUAUCAACAAGGAUACCUACCACCACCUCGAACUCCUGACCGACCUGGCACCACUACACAAUGCUUCGGCACUGGAAAUCAUCUCCUUCUGCAUCCACGACAUGCCCGCCACGCGCAACGUCGCCGUCUUCGACAGCCAGUUCCACCAGACUUUGCCCGAACACAUCCGCACGUAUCCGAUAGACUUGGAGACUGCGCGGAAGAAUGGCCUGCGGAAAUACGGCUUCCAUGGUAUCAGUUAUAGCUUUGUGACGCGUAGCGUGGCCGAGUUCCUAGGCAAGGAGGUGAAGGAUACGAGUUUGAUUGUGUUGCAUCUUGGGAGUGGCGCAAGCGCGUGUGCCGUCAAGGGAGGCAAGAGUUGGGAUACGAGUAUGGGGCUCACGCCUUUGGCUGGUUUACCUGGUGCGACGAGGAGUGGGAGUGUUGAUCCUAGUUUGGUCUUUCACUACGCCUCAGAUGUAGGGAAACUAUCCCCCUCUUCUACACAAUCACUUCACAUCUCCCGCGCCGAAGAAAUCCUCAACAAAGAAUCCGGCUGGAAAUCACUCACCGGCACCACGAAUUUCGGCAUCAUCGCCUCGUCCCCCAAGCCCGAGAUGAAACUCGCUUUCGACAUUAUGGUUGACCGAAUCUGCCACUACAUAGGCAGUUAUUACGUAUCUUUACAUGGUAAAGUCGAUGCGCUCGUAUUUGCAGGCGGGAUUGGUGAGAGGAGCGAUUUGUUGAGGAAAAGGGUUGUGGAAGACUGUGCUUGUUUGGGGUUUGCUGUUGAUGGGGAGCUGAAUGGGAGGAAGAUUGAGGGGGUAGUGCAGGAUAUUGGGGCGCAGGGGGCCAGUCAUAGGACGUUGGUUUGUCAGACUGAUGAGCAGUUUGAGAUGGCGAGGUAUUGUGCUGUUGAUGCGGAGCUUUUUAACUAA